AUGUUUCUAACAAGCCUUAGCGGAGGAGCCAUCUAUGUUUCACACGCAAAUACCCUCGACUUCAGAAAGCUGCCUUUUCUAUUUGUAGAAAGCCCAGUUGCAGUGGGUUAUGACGUCAUUGGCAAGGACGUUUAUUGGACAGACGUAGAAAGGAAGAUUUUGAGUGCAGCUCAAAUGGACGGGUCUAAUCAAAGAAUAGUUGCACAAGGACUAGGAGUUCCUGAUGGUUUAUUUGUCGACAGCGAAAACGGAGUUAUUUUCUGGACGGAUGCGGAUUUAAAAACCAUCGAAACUAUUAAUUUUGACGGAUCCAACCAGAGAGUAUUGAUGAACGAUCUGGACAAGCCGAGGGGUAUCAUAGUUGUUCCGACCAAUGGUAAGCUUUAUUGGACCGACUGGGGUGCCACACCUAAGAUUGAGAUGUCCGAUCGGGACGGAUCGGAUCGUCAGGUGAUCAUAGAUACGGAGAUCGGCUGGCCUAAUGGUAUCACCUAUGAUAUUGAAGGAAAUCGUUUAAUAUGGUGUGACGCUCUCCUCGACAAGAUUGAAACGAGCGACCUCGAUGGCAGUCUGAGGAGGACCCUCCUCGGUGUCACCCACGGUGUCCUCCAUCCAUUUGGUGUUGUGGUCUAUGAGGGGACACUGAUGUGGAGUGACUGGGUCAUGUACGGUGUCGGGAUAAUGGAGGGUCAGAACCAUACCUGGCCAUCUCUUUAUACGAGUAUUUUUAUUAUCCAACAACCAAGUGGCUUCUAUAUCGUAGUUGAUGCCUGUACUUCUAAGCCUUGCCAGUUCGGAACAUGCCACCUGUUUAAUGCGUCUGAUUAUGUGUGCCAUUGCAUGACUGGCUAUACUGGAAAAAACUGUGAUACAGAUGUCACAUGUGGUUUACCGACUGAACUCCCAAAUAGUCAUAUUUCUAAUCCGAAAGAUGUUUAUAUUCCCGGAGAGAUCGUCGUCAUCGUAUGCAAUAUCAGUACGACCAACGGGACUCCAAGAACAACAUGGAUUUGCAAUGGAACUACGGGAAAAUGGGAUAUUAGCGAAGAUCUUAAGUGUCCAGACGUCACAUGCAGUUUACCGACUGAACUCCCAAAUAGUCACAUUUCUAAUCCGAAAGAUGUUUAUAGUCCCGACGAGAGUGUCGUCAUCGUAUGCAAUAUCAGUACGACCAGCGAGGCUCCAAGAACAACUUGGAUUUGCAAUGGCACUACAGGAGAAUGGGACAUUAGCGAAGAUCUGAAGUGUCCAGGUAUAUGGGAAUAG
Messenger RNA from Lytechinus variegatus (green sea urchin), 1266 nucleotides. Its product is annotated as low-density lipoprotein receptor-related protein 4-like. Bases 1 to 1266 code for a protein of 421 amino acids. The transcript has 6 exons. Lineage: Eukaryota; Metazoa; Echinodermata; Echinoidea; Temnopleuroida; Toxopneustidae. The record is from RefSeq and is a predicted model, not a curated record.